AUGGAGACACACAAUCAUAGCGCAGUGACCACGGUGACUGAAUUUAUUCUCAUGGGGAUCACCGACAACCCUAAGCUGCAGGCGCCUCUCUUUGGAGUGUUCCUGGUCAUAUACUUGGUCACAGUGAUGGGCAACCUGGGCACGGUCAUCUUGACCCAUUUGGACGCCAAGCUGCAUACUCCCAUGUACUUUUUCCUUAGACAUCUGGCAAUCACGGAUCUUGGCUACUCCACUGCCAUCGGCCCCAAAAUGCUGGCCAGCUUUGUGGUGCAGAGAAACACAAUUUCCUCCGGCUGCUGCGCGGCGCAGCUGGCCUCGCUGGAGGUUUUCAUCAUCGCCGAGUUCUUCAUCCUGUCGGCGAUGGCCUACGACCGCCACGCUGCCAUCUGCAAGCCCCUCGUCUACGCGGUCAUCAUGGCCCAGAGGGUGCGCUGGGCGCUGGUUCUCGCCCCCUAUGCCUACGGCACGUUCGUGUCGCUCUUUCUCACUGUCAAGUUGUUUCGCCUGCCCUUCUGUGGCCCUGACACCAUCAGCUACUUCUACUGCGACUGCCUGCCCCUGCUGUCCCUGCUCUGCUCCGACACGCGCGAGCUGGAGCUGAUCGUGUGCAUCUUUUCGGGCUGUAACCUGCUCUCUUCCCUCUCGGUGGUGCUCGUGUCCUACGGCUUCAUCCUCGUGGCCCUUGUCAGGAUGAAGUCCCCGGAGGGGAGGCGCAGGGCCUUCUCCACGUGCAGCGCGCACCUGACGGUGGUGGUCGUGUUCUACGGGACCCUGCUGUCCAUCUACCUGCGGCCCAGGGCCAGCCGGGCUGCCCACGCCGACCAAGCGGCCUCUGUGUUUUACACCCUGGUGAUCCCCAUGCUGAACCCGUUGAUCUACAGCCUGAGGAACAGAGAAGUCAAAGAUGCUCUGAAAAGGACUUUAACUAAGCGCUGCAGAAGCUCUGCUUAA
This is a messenger RNA of Miniopterus natalensis, 951 nucleotides long. It is a transcript of the gene OR8K1, whose product is annotated as olfactory receptor family 8 subfamily K member 1. Gene Ontology annotation, molecular function: olfactory receptor activity; G protein-coupled receptor activity. Lineage: Eukaryota; Metazoa; Chordata; Mammalia; Chiroptera; Miniopteridae. Gene Ontology annotation, cellular component: membrane. Gene Ontology annotation, biological process: G protein-coupled receptor signaling pathway. The record is from RefSeq and is a predicted model, not a curated record.